CAACGCCUACCCACGCGCGCUGCUUGCAAACCUGUAACAUUCAGCAGUUGCAUCGCAGCAGAUGGCUGCAAUACGUACCAGCGGUAUUGCCCGACGCGGCCCCUGCGCUCGACGGGCGUUUCGAUUGGGAUGCGUGUGACGAGUUGGCGCGCGGCGCCGAAAACGCCGCCGGUGAUGCGCUGCGGCAUCGCGUGCAGACCUGCAGUAUUUAAAUCACCCAGGAUCACUGAUCUGGGCGUCCGGUGCAGAGCUGAAGCUGGGCAGCCUUCGGGCAACCUGGUCACCGGCAACCAUGGCCUGCCGCACCACAGCCGCACGCCGACUCCUGCGCCAGCAAGCAGCACACAGAUACCCCCAUCUCACAUCGAGACGCGUCACGCGUUUGAGUCGCGGUACCGCACCGCGCUUGCCAGCCCCGGCCGAUACCUGCGGUACGGCGAUGUUGACUUGCACGCGCCAUCGGAGGCGGGCGCGGCAGCCAUCCUGCAGGCCGUGUCGGGGCCCUUCACCCGCGCCCAGUCCUGGCUGCGGCUGGGUGACGGGCUGACGCACGUGCUCAUGUACGAGCUGAUCAAGGUCUACGCUGGGCUGGCCGGCGGCUGUGGUCUGGUGCUUGCGGCGGCGGAUGAACUGGACCAGCUGCAGCCGCCGCCGCCGCCAGACGUGCCGCUGGCGGCGGUAACUGCCGCAAUAACUGCCGCAACCGCUGACAACGCCGCAGCCGCGACCGACGCCACUGACAGCAGCGGCUUGCCCAGCGGCGGUGCUCCUGCCCGCGGCGGCGGCGGCGGUGGCGCUGGCGGCAGUGCAGCUGCUCGCGGCGGCGGUGCGCGUCUGCCGGGCCUGCUGCUGCUGCGCUCUGCACCGCACCGCCAGGAGGCGGCGUUGUUUGCCGACACGGUGGCGGCGGCCAUCGCCGCCGGCGCCUGCACACCGCUGCUGCUUGUGGAGAUGUACACUGACAGCCCGUCGGCCACUGCUACUGCCACUGCUGCUACUGCCACUGCUGCUACAGCUACUGCCGCUGCUGCUGCCGCCCCCGCCGCGGCGGCCAGUAGUAGCAGCCAUAAUGGCGACUCCACCGGACAGGAUGGUAUGUGCUGUGCGAGCGGCGGCGGCGCCGUGCACAGCACGCAGGCCACCCAGCAGCAGUCCCCAUCCCGCCACCACAUCCACCGCCAGCAGCAGCAGGACGAAGACGACGCAGCCAUGGCCGGCGCCAAGUACCGCCUGCUGUCGCGCAUGAUGGAGGCGGCGGGACAGGCGGCGGGGCAGGCGGCUAGGCAGGCGGCGGCCGUGGUGGCGGAGGCGGCGGAGGCAGGGGAGGCGGAGGCCGCGGUGGCAGCGGCGGCAGCCAAGGCAGCGCAAGAUGCGGCUAUGACGGCUGCCGGUGGCGAUGGCGGCGGCGGCGGCGAAAGCACGAAGUCUCGCCGCCGCCGCCGCCGCCGCCACAAACAGCGUCAGGCGCCAUCGCCGCAGACGCCGGCACAAGCGGCCCAGCCGGUGGCAACGCCGCCGCCGACGAUGACGCCGCCGCCGGUAUUGCCUCCUAGGCCGUCGCCACCCACUGCGCCGCGGCCGCCGGUGGUGGUGUGGGGCCUGCUGACGGGCCUACGCCGCUGGCGCUUCUACUGCGUCCGUGAGGUGGUGUCGGCGGCGGAUUCGUCCUUCACUGCCUCUCCCGAGGCCUUGUCCAGCGCCAGCGCCAGCCCCAGCGCCAGCGCCAGCGCCAGCAGCAAGUUCGAGGUGUUGGGGUCGCGGCUGCUGCGUGUGGUGGACGACUCCAGUGGGGGCUGGCCGGGGCUGGUGCCGGGGCUGGCGGCACUGUACAGCAUUCUGUGCACCCAGGAGGGACUGGCGGUGCGGCCAAACAACGCCGAGCCCGGCGCCGCCGCCGCAACUGCCGCCGCCGGCGGGCACACGUCCGCCGCCAUGCCGUACAAUUACGGUUACGACAUGCCGUACGACGCCCACCGCGACCGCCUCAUGCACUUCGACCUCAUCAUGGGAGCGACCGCCGCCGCCGGCCGCAGUACGGUGUCGUACGGCCAGGAGGCUGAGUGGGUACGGCGGCGGCUGGAGGAGUACAUGGGGAGCAGGCGGGCGCAGCGGCGGCUGCACGAGGCGGCUGCGGUGGCGGCGGCCGAAGCCCACGCGCCGCCGCUUCCGCCGCUUCCGCCGCCUCGGACGCAGCAGCAGGCAAAUGAGUCACAUGAGGCUGACGGCACGGUACGCGGCACGAGCGGCGGGACUGCUGCUGUCGUUGGCGUCGGCCGUAGCCGCAGCAGGAGCCGCUCGCCCGUGCAGCAGGCUCGCCGGCCGAAACAGGGCCAGCUGCCGCCGCCGCCGCCGCGCAAGCGGUGGGAGGUGCUGAUGGAGGAAGCGCUUCAGGACGAGGUCGAGGCGGCGGCGGCGGCAGUGGAGGCGGCGGAGCUGGCAGCCAGGCUGCAGGCGCCCCGCCGCCGCCGCGCGGCCAGGAUCGUUCCAUCCCCUGCUGUCAACGCCUUCCUCAACAGCAGCUCAGCCUCCUCCACCACAGCGCCUGCUGCCGCGCCCGCGCCUGCAGCCUCGGCUGCGCCCACAGUGCCUGCGCCCGCGCCUAUGCCAGCAGCAGUGGCGGCCGCCGGUUCCGCGGCUCCUGCGCGGCAGACGGGUGCCAAUACGCCAAAGGCGUCCGCCGCGGUCACGUCCGCUGCUGGCACUGCUGCAGCCGCGACUGGUGCCUCGGCCGUCCAGGUGCCGAUGGCGGCGCCGCCCGCGGCGACUGCGCCAGCUGUAGUGACGGCGGCCUCUGGCGGCGGCGGCGCUGUUGCCAAGAUCGGUGCCGGCAAUGUGCGCCGCAGCAACAGCAGCGGCAGUAGCAGCGGCAGUAGCAGCGGCAGUAGCAGCGGCAGCAGCAGUGGCAGCAGGAGCGGCAGCGGCAGCGGCUACGAGCUGCAGAUGGAGGGAGCCAAGCGGGCGCUGGCGGCGGCACGCAAGCGGGCAGAGGCGCUGCGGGUCCAAGGCUACGGCAUCAGCCGCGCUGCCGCGGGAGCCGCCGCCGUAAAUGCUACCGCGGGUACCAGCAGCCCCGCUGCAGCUUCUGCCGCCGGCAGUAGUGUCGAUUCCGCCAUUACAACAACGGCUGCGGCGGCCGCUGCCUCCAGCCGCGCUGCCAGGGGUGCUGAUGAUGACGACGAGACGGUUGCGGCGGCCAACCGCCGGCUGGCUGCCGCUGCGGCCGCAGACGUGGACACGGUGGUGGCUGCGGUGCUGCCGGCUGUGGGGCCGGCGUCCGUUGCCAAGACGCAGGUGACCGUGCCCGCAGUCGUGACGGCUGCGAGUGAUGAGGCGGAGGGCGCCGCGACGCCUGUUACCGAGGCGGCGAGGACGCUGCCAAUCAAGGAGGGCGCAAGCGACACCGGCGGCGGCGCGGCCACGACCGCUGCGGUGUUGGCUGCGGCGGCGGCGGCGGUAAGCGACUGGGACGCGGCGGUCGCGGGGCUGGGCGCGGCGGCGGCUGCGGCGGCGGCGGCGGCGGCGGCGGCUGCAGUGGCGGCCCAAGCGGACAUCCAGGCGACUGAGGCGCGACGGAGUGCCAAGGGCACGGCAAGGGAUGUCGUGGAGGCGGCUGCUGCGCGGUGGGCGGCGCCUACUGCUGCAUCCCCGCCGUCCUCAUUGUCAUCCCCUCCUUCGCCGCCGCCGCCACCGCCGCCGCAGCAGCAGCAGCAGCAGCAGCAGCAGCAGCAGCAGCAGCAGCAGCAGCAGCGGGUGGUUGUCCUGGGUCUGGAUGACGGAGAGGAGGAGGUUGAGCUCCUGGGCCCCGGCGGCGGCACGUCGCCGUACAUGGUCGCAGGCGCGGCUGGUGGUGGCUGUGUGGGCAGAGGGUCGCCGGUGCGCUCCGCUGCUGCCGCUCCCAGCAGCGCGGCGGAGUGGCGGCGGCAGCAGGAGGAGGAGGAGCAGCUGCGCGACUUGGACUUGGAGCUGGAGCUGCUGUCGCUGCAGCGCAGAGAGCUGGAGCAGGAGCUGGCCAAACUGGACGUGUUCCCCAACCGCUUCUCCGCCGCUCCGUCACCGCCAGGUGCCGGCAGUGCUGGCGCCGCUGCCGGUGAAGGCGUGGAGGUCAGCGGUCCCACCAGCAGCAGCCGUGGAGGUGGCGGUGCAGGCGGCGUAGGUAGCGCAGGCGGCGCAGGCGGCGACGGCGGCGACGGCGCAUUGCUGCAGGCGAAGGAGAAAGAGAGGGUUGCGGCAGUGGCUCUGCGCUCCCCGGCGGGUGCUGGAGGCAGCCAUGCUGGAAGCGGUGCUGGCGGCUGUAGUGGUGGUGCGGGUGCCGGUGGCGCUGACGUGGUAGGCGGCAGGCGCGAGUAGUGGCGAGAGUUGUGAGCGAAAGCAAGCAAGCAGCGUGUUUGGAGAACGCCGCUCCGUGAUUUGCGUGGUUUGGUGGCCUUCAUUGUCGCCGUACACUGCUGGUGGUUGCGACCGUAUCAAGAUGUAUGGGCACAUAGGCGCAGACUAGGCGUUUGAGAUUGACUGAAGCACGUGCUAUUCAGGUGAUUUGUGUGCGGGCGGCAUGAAGGGCGAUAUUGCAAUGGGAGUAAGUAGUAACCACCCCGUGCCCUGGGGCAAGAUGUUAGCUGAGACUGAUACCUUGUGAGGAGCGUUGUCAUCUACUAGUACUGCGUUCCCAUUGCUACCAAUUAGUUCUGUAGUUUACCGUAUGCUUUCGUUCAUUUGUUUCAAGCACGAGUUGUGUAUGAUUGUGAUCCGCAAAGCAAGUUUCUAUGUAGGCUUCAACGCCAGGGUUAGAACCCCUCCUGGCCGACGGGUUACAGGGCACCGCGAAACACCGCCCCGCCCGUGGCAGUACUCCCACGCUUUCCAAUAAGCUGGCCGGCCGCCUGGUUUGCUGAGAGAUUGCUUGUUAGCUUGCGUAGUCUAGAUGUGAUGCUUGAUUAGUUGAUGUGUUUAGGCCGGUCACACGCGUGUGUUUAGUCCACAAUGGCGUGCUCGAAAUGUCAUGCCCUUAAGAACGGUGCAAGUGUACAGAAACCCAUUGAUCAGCUGGACACAUUCGUCCCAGGGUGUUUCAUGUGUGUAUAGACAAGUUGACCUGCGGUGUGGGGUGAGACUGCGAGUGGCCAUAGCAUUUACUUCGUGUGCUCAGGGAUUUAUUGCGCUUGCUUUACUGCACCAUCAAUAAAAUUGAACAGCCACAGCGUCAAGUACGGGGCAUGGGCCCUAGCAGAUUCGUGCCGUUGGGUUAGGGGGCGUGUCUUGGGUAGGUGGAAGUGGUGUUGGUAUGUGCGUGCGUGUGUAUGUGUGUGUGAUGCCCUUUGAGUCGACUGCGUGCGCGGGGUGUUGCAAACUACCCCCAAAUGGAGGGGCCCCGUAUGAUUUCUUUGUGAACAGUUCGUCGUUGCUGUUUGUUUGCCCCGUAUGCGAGCAAGAGAGUUCUAUGAUAGAUGAUGCGGUUGCCCAUGCUGCCAGCGGCCCACCUGGGCCGCUUGAUAAACGCAAUCAACAUUAAAAUGCGGCAAGAUGGAUCGCCGUCGCCGAUGAAGUAUCUUGAUUUGUGGCAGGAAUUACAAAGGUCAUGUGCUGGAUCUGUGCUGAGCAGUUGCGGGUAGCGGUUUGAAAGGACGGGCUGGAACAUUUCAGAGGCCACUAGGCCAGCGUACAUACAUGGUGAGCAGGGGAGGGAACGAAGCUCCCUCCCCUGUAAUGUUGUGGAGGUUUGUGUGGGCUCUGAUGAGGGGAGGGUAACUCAGAGGGUAACCUCAUGUGCGUGACCGAAGAGGGCCGCAACAGCGUGAUGCCUGUCCGUCCUGACGGAGGUAUGUUGGAGGAAUCAAUGACAGGAUCAAGCCGCCUUGCCUUUGCAUACCGCAUCAUUAUGGUCGUUGGAGAAUAGGAGCGAGACUAAUGAUGGAGAAGGCUGUUUCUGACAAGCCAGCAGGCUGUGUACAAUAACUGCCAGGCCGGCGGGGCGGCCAAGUAAGGAAUGCACCCGCGUGUAUCAUACCGCAUCCCUGGCCUAGUAGCUGACAGGUUUGCGCUCUGCUGUGGUGUGAAACUGUAAAUGUGCCGGCAU
Chlamydomonas reinhardtii is the source of this 6070-nucleotide messenger RNA. RefSeq lists its product as uncharacterized. The coding region runs from base 130 to 4347 and encodes 1405 amino acids. The record is from RefSeq and is a predicted model, not a curated record. Gene Ontology annotation, cellular component: SWI/SNF complex; nucleoplasm; brahma complex. The transcript has 4 exons. Gene Ontology annotation, molecular function: nucleosome binding. NCBI's taxonomy places the organism in Eukaryota, Viridiplantae, Chlorophyta, Chlorophyceae, Chlamydomonadales, Chlamydomonadaceae. Gene Ontology annotation, biological process: regulation of transcription by RNA polymerase II; chromatin remodeling; positive regulation of DNA-templated transcription.